Messenger RNA from Drosophila novamexicana, 970 nucleotides. It is a transcript of the gene CNBP, whose product is annotated as CCHC-type zinc finger protein CG3800. The transcript has a single exon. Bases 397 to 894 code for a protein of 165 amino acids. Gene Ontology annotation, molecular function: nucleic acid binding; zinc ion binding. The record is from RefSeq and is a predicted model, not a curated record. Lineage: Eukaryota; Metazoa; Arthropoda; Insecta; Diptera; Drosophilidae.
AAUUUGAGCGGGCGUUUGUACGAAUUGAAAUUUGGCAGCAUAUUGCCAGUAUUUUGUACCAAUGUAUACCGCGUGGAAUUGCAGUGUUGCAAUUGUGUAAUCAAAACAUCCCUGUGUGUACGUUCUUCUGUGACUGGCCAGCGGCGUUUUUCCAUACUCGAUACCUAUUUUCUGGCGAUACCAUUGUACUAGUUUUGUGCGGUAGCCAUUUUAAUUUUUGGCGUCGAAAAAACUACGGCGAGCGAGUUUCGCAUAUCCUGUAGUUUUUGUUUAAUUGCAUUUAACGCAAGUCAGUUUUGCUCGUGCAGGCAGCAGCUCAGCUCGUGUGUGUGUCGGAGAUACGAAACGUGUGGUUAACAGUUGUACACAGAAUCUAAUUAACUCAAGUACAGUACAAUGUCGAUGUCUGCCACGUGCUACAAGUGCAACCGGCCGGGUCACUUUGCCCGGGACUGCAGUCUCGGCGGAGGACCAGGAGGCGGCGGACCCGGUGGCGGUGGCAUGCGUGAUGGAGGUGGUGGCGGCGGCGGCGGUGGUAUGCGUCGUAAUCGUGAAAAGUGCUACAAAUGCAAUCAAUUUGGGCACUUUGCACGCGCGUGCCCCGAAGAGGCGGAACGCUGCUACCGCUGCAACGGUGUUGGCCACAUCUCCAAGGACUGCACCCAGGCCGAUAAUCCGACGUGCUACAGGUGCAACAAGCCCGGUCAUUGGGUGCGCAACUGCCCCGAUGCGGUUAACGAGCGCGGCACAGGGCCAGCAAAUGUCUCAUGCUAUAAGUGCAACCGCACCGGACACAUCUCCAAGAACUGCCCGGAGACGUCAAAGACUUGCUAUGGCUGUGGCAAGAGUGGACAUCUGAGACGUGAAUGCGAUGAGAAGGGUGGACGGAAUUAGGAGAGAGCAGCGCGAGCGCUCUCUGAGAAAUCAACGAAAAUGUUUUGUCAAAUAAAAAAAUGAAAAGAAAAAAAUA